UACCGCACUUCCUGGAUAUUUCUCUUGAGAGUGUAUUGAUGUAACUGACCUGUCUUGACUGAAACGGUAGUGAUUUUCUCGUGUUUCUUGCCAUUUAUUAGGAUGCCGCAAACUCGCUAUUUGCAUGAACAUAGAAUAAAAUCGGCCUCCCGUUGAUUUGCUCUGUAAUUCAGCCGUUUGUGUUCAAUCUCUUUCCCAAUCUGGCAUUAUCUGUGUGGCAUGCUGCUAUCAUCAUCAGAUUCGCUGAGGGCACAGCUGGUUUGACGCCCACUGUUCCAACAUGGAGCACUCAGAUUUGAUGACGCACAAGAACGGGCGGCAGAGGAAGAUCGUGGGUACCACCUUCUUAUCCGAAAACAUCAGGGGCAUGGACAUGGGAGAGACGAGCUGCUCUGAACCCAAAGUAGAAGAGGAAGCGGAGGGUCUUAUCAAAGUGUUGUCCUCUGUGGACCGGAGGCACAGGAGAGUCCGGCCCGGGAUCCGUGACGAGUUGGGGAACGUUUUGCUCCUUCUGUUCCUAUACGUGCUGCAAGGGAUUCCUCUGGGACUGGCUGGUAGCAUCCCUCUGAUCUUACAGAGUAAGAGCAUCAGCUACAAAGACCAAGCCUUCUUCAGCUUUGUCUUCUGGCCAUUUAGUCUCAAACUUUUUUGGGCACCGCUGGUGGACGCUCUCUACUUCAGCAGUUUUGGGAGAAGAAAGUCAUGGCUGGUGCCCACACAGUACCUGCUGGGCCUCUUCAUGCUCUACCUUUCCGGGACGGUCAAUUCACUGAUGCAAAGUGAGGGAGGACCGAAGGUGGUAACACUCACUGCCGUCUUCUUUAUGCUUGCCUUCCUUGCAGCCACACAGGACAUAGCUGUGGAUGGCUGGGCCCUGACCAUGUUGUCCAGGGAGAAUGUGGGAUAUGCUUCUACAUGCAACUCUGUGGGCCAGACAGCUGGGUACUUCCUGGGGAAUGUGCUCUUUCUGGCUCUGGAGUCUGCAGACUUCUGCAACAAGUACCUCAGAGUAGAGCCCAAGGACACGGGCAUCGUCACCUUGUCGGAGUUCUUGUUUUUUUGGGGAAUUGUUUUCCUGAUUUCCACGACUCUGGUGGCCAUCAUGAAAAAAGAAAAUAAUCACGGCGAAGGAAAGCAGAGAGUCCACGAGGAAACACAGGGCGUCAUGGAGACCUACAAGCUGCUGUUCUCUAUCAUCAAGAUGCCCACAGUCUUCACCUUUUGUUCCCUGCUUCUCACUGCUAAAAUUGGAUUCUCGGCAGCAGAUGCAGUGACGGGCCUGAAGCUGGUGGAGGCUGGAGUUCCCAAGGAGCAGCUGGCACUGCUGGCAGUGCCCAUGGUGCCUCUGCAGAUCCUACUACCUGUGAUCAUCAGCAAAUACACAGCAGGGCCUAGACCGCUGGACGUCUUCUACAAGGCCUUCCCUUUCAGGUUGCUCAUAGGACUGGGUUACGCUCUGCUGGUGUGGUGGACGCCCAGUGUUAAACAUGAAGGAGGGUUCCCUGUUUACUACUACGCCAUAGUGCUGUUUAGCUACGCAUUGCAUCAGGUGGCGUUAUACAGUAUGUACGUGGCUUGCAUGGCCUUCCAUGCCAAAGUGAGCGACCCCCUCAUCGGCGGGACCUACAUGACCCUGCUGAACACAGUCACUAACCUCGGUGGGAACUGGCCCUCCACGUUGGCUCUGUGGAUGGUGGAUCCCCUGACCUCUAAGGAGUGUCAGGGGGCCGCCGGCCAGAGCUGUGGCUCUCCAGAGGAGGCGGGGCUGUGUGUUAAGGAGGGCGGCGCUUGUGUGACCACGCUGGACGGCUACUACGUGGAGUCGGUGGUGUGUGUUGUGAUUGGUUUAGCCUGGUGGGUGUGGUUGGGGAAGAAGAUGAGGCACCUGCAGGAACAGAAGCCCGCUGCAUGGAGGUGCAGAGCUAGUCGGUGAUGACACUUUCAUCAGUGCAUUUUUCUUUUUUUUCCUCUUGCACUUCCGCAUACUCUGCUCCAAAAAACAGCUGAACGGCGGACGUGUUAUUGUUCCACUUCUCGUCCGUUUAGUCCAGCUGGUCGUGCUCGAGUUGCUGCGUCAAGAAAACACUCAUACUUUCUCACCUCUGUCACCUCGAGGUACACAAAUCUGAUGAAGGACUCCAUUGUCUCUGUAGAGGUAAAUGUCCACCUCAUCGUUACUCGUGCUGUACUGUAACGGUGCCCUGAAAACUGGACCGACCGGUCAGACUAGCUGAGAAGUUUUUACAUUUUUAUUUUGAAACCAUAUUCUGCUGCUUGGAACAGCUUAACCAAACAAGAGCUGGCUCAAAGAAUAUGUUCAAAUAACUUUAUUAGUGUGUUUUUACCUGCCUUCAUUGCCAGCUGAGUUUACUUUGUGGGAAGUACACGUUCAGUUAUUCUCUGCAGUUUUUUACCUUUUGGCCCAAAUAUGAGCGAAAAAUAACUUCAAAAGUAAACUUAGCACUUCAGACUCUUGUUGACCUUCCCGGCCAGUCACCAUUGAAUCUAUAUUAACAGAUACUAAAGGUAAAAAAACAGAUGGAAGUGUUUAAACCCGGUGUGAAGAUUAUCUUUGAUUGCUGCUGGACUCAGAUCUGAACCAAUGAUUCUUUAAAUCAUUAUUUAAAUAUAUAUAUUUUCUUCCUCUUAAGUGAUUUUUGCCUUGUUUGGUGUUUCAAAGUCUGUCUUCUGGUUUGGUAGAUUACACAAAACAUACUCCAUAAUAUGACGCUGAGCACACGUUCCUCAUUAUUACCGAUAUCAUCAAUGGUCAAGUGACCAUUGAUCAUUUUCUUGGAGCAUUCUUUUCUUUUUCCAAACUUUCCUUAAAUCUGAUCGGUUGUAUUAUUUAUAGGACCAAAUCAAUUCUUUAAUGGCAUUAUUGGACAGUGUGGAUUUGAACAUUUCGGACCUCUUGGUUGUCAGUGGGGCAUUUUUAAUUAGCAAAAAAACUAAAAUUCAAAAAAUAUGUAUUUUUUUCAGGCAGGUAAGUCUCAAACAUUUAAUAGAUGCAUUGUUAUUCAAACACAUUUUAUGUAAAAGGUCAAUGUGCUGUAUACUAACUAUCAAUGCAACAAUGUAUUACAGGAGUCCUAAUUAUGACAUUUUGACAUCCAUAAAGCCAAGUUCUGCAGAGUGGGAUGUUACCACCAGCCUGAGAAGUAUGUGAUUAAAUACAUACGGUGAAGUUCUUGCCCCCAAAACCAAUUGAGAUCCGGGACCAGCAGCCUUGAAGAGACACGUGAUACGCACAUGUCCUGUUUAUGUUUUCAUAUAGUACGUAGAACUGGAUGUUACAGUAUUUUUCUCUAAAGCCAGCAUUGAAAAACGUCAAAUGUAAGCAUUGAAGCACACAAUCAGGGUUCAUGUCAGGAGAGCUUCAUUUUCAACUCAUUUGGCAUAAUUUGAUUCUGACUUUUUGAACUACAUGUAAAAGGUCAAAUAGUUUCACAUUGCUGAGGUAGCAGUUCUGUGGCCAAUGGUUCCUCUGAAAUGCACAAAACUCCCUGACGCUGCAUUCAAAUUAAAAGUCAUACUGCAUGCCUGACGUUUGACAUUUAUUGGGCCCCUCUCCUGUAUUUGUACCAGCACAUCGCUCUCAUGACACUUCUUCCUGAAAGCCUUUUCUCAUUAUCAGGGCACUGGAUUUGUUUUGAUUUUCUUUGACAAACAUAUUAGACUGUGUGACACUGUUGAUUUCAGCAACAUGUGCAUUUGUUUUUAUAUUUUAUAUCAGUUUCAGAUCAGAUACUUUAAUUUGCUAAAUUGGCUUUUGGGUGCAUUUCAGCUGCGAAAGAAGUUUUAAUUUAUCCCACAUAAUCCUUUAACUGAACUUUUAUUUAAAUUAUUUUUACUUUGCACAACUUUAGUUUAUGAGUCUAAAUUCCCAAUCGUAAAGUAAAAGGAUAGCACAGAGUGAUGGUAAAGUCAGACACUUAAAUAAGCUCGCAGCAGUGCUCUCUAAUGCUCUGCUGUGAGGAUCUUUGACGUUCACAGGAUGUAAUGUUGAGACAAACAAAUCUUAUACGUGAUUAAAAAAAAAAACAUG
Molecule: messenger RNA, 4048 nt
Organism: Anarrhichthys ocellatus (wolf-eel)
Lineage: Eukaryota; Metazoa; Chordata; Actinopteri; Perciformes; Anarhichadidae
Gene: slc33a1
Product: solute carrier family 33 member 1
Exons: 9
Coding region: 281-1933 (550 amino acids)
Biological process (GO): acetyl-CoA transmembrane transport
Cellular component (GO): membrane
Molecular function (GO): acetyl-CoA transmembrane transporter activity
Source: RefSeq, a predicted model, not a curated record